This is a messenger RNA of Candida albicans SC5314, 726 nucleotides long. RefSeq lists its product as uncharacterized. The record is from RefSeq and is a predicted model, not a curated record. The coding region runs from base 1 to 726 and encodes 241 amino acids. NCBI's taxonomy places the organism in Eukaryota, Fungi, Ascomycota, Pichiomycetes, Serinales, Debaryomycetaceae. The transcript has a single exon.
AUGACAAUUCUAAGCACUGAUGUGGAUCUUUUUUCCGAAGCAGCAAAACUUCCAUCUGAAGUUAUUACUAUAAUUGUUGAUCAUUUACCCAAGUGUAUUUUACCAGAGUUAUUGCAUUUUCCACCGAUUAGAAGGGAAAUCGCAUCUACAAUUCUAUCAGAUGUAUACAUUACCGAAAAUGUUCAAAGACACAAGGGUAGUGACGAGCUACUUGUUGGACAUUCCCUGUGCGAUUGUAGCCACUUCAAAAUCAAACUCAUUAAGUUGAAACAAGGCAUUACUCAAUGGAAUAUAUACCCAAAAACUAUACAUUUGGAGCGUAUAGAACAAUUUACAAAUGUUUCAAACAAUUUUCCAGAACUUUUAACAGAGGCUCUAAGUAUUAAUGGUAUUUUCUUUGGUAAAGAAGUUUUAGAAUCAAACGAGUUGACAAAAUUCUUAGAAAACUCCAAUAUAAAGUUUGAUAUGAUAAUAUUGAAUGACUUCCAGGACCUAGUAAAAAUACCUCCUGUGGCCACAACUAUUCUGUUAUUUGACACUCUAUUGGAUAAUUAUAAUAUUCCUGAUGUCAAGAAAAUAGACAUAGAAAUGAAAUCUCGUAGUAUGGAUUCUGAAUUUUAUGAUUUUCCAAUUGACAUGGACGAAUUACAAAUUAAAGGUGAAAUGUUGUUUCAAGCGACCUUAAUUCCAAAUUUGCGGAAAUUAUGUAUCACGGCAGAAUACUAG